Messenger RNA from Culicoides brevitarsis, 1341 nucleotides. It is a transcript of the gene Yif1, whose product is annotated as protein YIF1B. Gene Ontology annotation, cellular component: endoplasmic reticulum membrane; COPII-coated ER to Golgi transport vesicle; Golgi membrane. Gene Ontology annotation, biological process: endoplasmic reticulum to Golgi vesicle-mediated transport. NCBI's taxonomy places the organism in Eukaryota, Metazoa, Arthropoda, Insecta, Diptera, Ceratopogonidae. The coding region runs from base 104 to 1246 and encodes 380 amino acids. The record is from RefSeq and is a predicted model, not a curated record. The transcript is spliced from 3 exons.
AUUUGAAACUUAUCAAUCUCAUCUUUUGCUGCUUAAACUUAGAAUUAAACCAGAAAAAUAGGAAAUAUCCGACUGAAAAGAGUGCAAUCCACGAGAUCUGAGGAUGAACUACAACGCAAACGCGAACGCUCGGCAGCCCGGCCCACGCAAAGUAAAGAGAGUUAGUGACAUAAAUGCCAUGGGAGCUCCUGCUCAACCGGCAUUCAAUCAAAAUCCAUAUGGGGCACCGCAAGCAGGUUUUAAUGUUCCGCCGCAACAACCACAAGGCGUUUAUGGAGCAGCUCCUGGAUACGGAUUUUCGGAAAUUCCACAAAUGCCGCCACAACAACCUCAAGCGAACCAAUUUCCCGGUCAAUUUCCACAAAAUACGCCUUACGGAAUGCCUCCUCCGCAACAGCAGCAGCAACAAAUGCAGCAACCUGGAGGCAUGCCCGGCGCCGGUUUUGGAAUGUUCAAUCAACCGAUCGUGCAGGACAUGGCAUUCCAGUACGGACAAAAACUCGCGGAUCAAGGCAAGGAGCUCGUGAACAAGGAAUUCGAGAAAUAUAUUCCGGUGUCAAAGUUAAAGUACUACUUUGCGGUCGACAACAAAUACGUCGUGAACAAAAUAAAAUUAAUUUUCUUCCCGUUCCUGCACACCGAUUGGUCGCUCAAGUACGAUCAGGAGAAUCCGGUGCAGCCACGCUUCGAUAUCAAUGCUCUCGAUUUGUAUAUUCCGAUGAUGGCUUACAUCACGUACGUCGUGCUAGCGGGUCUCGUUUUGGGCAUGCAAGAUCGUUUCUCGCCCGAACAAUUGGGCAUUCAGGCAUCAAGUGCCCUCGCCUACACGAUUGUCGAACUGAUCAUUUACUCCGUUACGUUAUAUGUCACAAAUAUUCCCACGACACUGAGAACUUUGGACUUACUGGCGUUGUCGGGCUACAAAUACACGAUUAUUGUUGCAAUUUUACUUUGGAGCAUCCUGCUACAAAAAAUGGGCUAUUGGCUGACAUUAAUUUACUCGGGAUUCUCUCUCGGAUUUUUCUUGCUCCGUACUUUGAAAGCGAAAGUGUUGGCAGAUCCAACUCCAACGGCCGGUGCUUAUGAGUCAUAUGGCCAGCAAAAUGCCGAAUUCAGCCAUAAUGUUGCCAGAAAACGAAAAUUGUACUUUUUGUUCCUUGUUGCGGGACUCCAACCGGUGCUCUCGUUUUGGCUAACGAUGCAUUUGAUUCCCGCAUCCAAAGUGGCGCUCGAUAAAGGACUCUAAAUGAAUUUGUUAUGAUGAUGAGGAAAAUGUAAAAAAAAAAUAAAUAUUUUUGAGGAAUAAAAUCAAAUUAUUUCAUUUAAGAAAAUUAUCUAAUA